AUGGAUAUAAAAUUAAAACUGGAAUUAAAUUUACAACAAAUGGCAUUAAUUCGAGUAGCUGCAAAUAUAUGGCUAAGUCGACCAAUGAUUGCUAAAUCAAGUGAUUUUGUCGGGUUUGAUUACAUGAAAUUAGGGUCUACCUUUGAUGAUAAAAUCAAGCCAAAAUUUAGAGAAUCGCUUAUUGAUAUAUUUGAACAAGUUGAUUCAAUGAAACUACCUGUUGCAAUAAAAAAAAAUUUACUGCAAAUUAUGAAACCAGUUGGAGAAAAUUUAUUGGAUUAUUUUAGACGUGCAUCUGAAAAAUGGGAUAAUCCAUUUAUAGGUGAACACUUUCCUACAAUUGAAAAAUUUUGUAAAUACAUUGAAUUUGAUUGUUUUGGUAAAGUAGAUGAAGUAAAAACAUUUUUAAAUAUUUACAAUGCUAAUGAUAAAAAUUUUAGUUUGCCAUUUUUUUUUUAUGAAGCAUGUACAUAUUGCCUUGAGGAUAUUAUUUACAGUGUAUGGAACAAGUGUUCAGAAGCAAUAAAAUUUGCAAUUAAAUUGACACUUAGUACUGCUGAAAAAAUGCUUUUCCAUGUGGAAUAUUGGAUGCAAUUUGUUGAUAAAAAUCAAUCGUGGUUUACAACUAAAGCUACUGAAAUAGAUGCACUUGAAUACUGUGUUGAAAGAGCCAACACUGUAGGUGUUAAAUAUUUCAUUAACAAACUCAGUCAAGAUGAUAAAAAUAUGGUAAUUGUACCACUUGCUCAAAGACUAUUGAAACGAGGAAUUGGCGGAUAUAUGUUUGAUCUAUUUCCAAGUCGAAAUCUAAAACAGCACACUUGUAAUUUAUUUUCUCUUUUGGCACACAUGACAGAAAACGACAAAGUAAAAUUUUUCUUUUUUAAUAAACAAAGAAUAAUAUUUGCUAUUGGAUUUGAAUUAUUUUAA
Messenger RNA from Aphidius gifuensis, 930 nucleotides. RefSeq lists its product as uncharacterized. Bases 1 to 930 code for a protein of 309 amino acids. The record is from RefSeq and is a predicted model, not a curated record. NCBI's taxonomy places the organism in Eukaryota, Metazoa, Arthropoda, Insecta, Hymenoptera, Braconidae. The transcript has a single exon.